Messenger RNA from Aureobasidium subglaciale EXF-2481, 437 nucleotides. RefSeq lists its product as uncharacterized. The transcript has a single exon. The record is from RefSeq and is a predicted model, not a curated record. The coding region runs from base 28 to 255 and encodes 75 amino acids. Lineage: Eukaryota; Fungi; Ascomycota; Dothideomycetes; Dothideales; Saccotheciaceae.
GUCGAAAUCCAUACACGGCCGGUCUUGAUGGCAUUUUGCGUCUUCAUAUCAGCGGCCACCCAUGCUAAAGACGAGGGUCACGAUGGCAAGAGCAUCGAGGCAGGUCUGACAGAUCUCCUCUCUUGUAUGAUGCCCAAGUAUGUUAUCAUGUCAGAUGACUUGCCGAGACUGCCUUCUAGGAAGAUCGACCGUAACGUACUUAAGAAAAUAGUCGGAGAAAUGGACGCGACGGCUCUACAGAAAUGCUUCCUCUAGUUUAAAACAAAUAGGCUAGAAAGAUAGACUAGAAAGCCACCCUUUAUGCCUAGUAAUAGGAAGGAUUUUUCGCGGCCUAUUAUAGGUACAACGUUUCACUCUAAAGGAUUCUAGCUACUCGAAGAUAGCGGAGGAUCUUAACGGAUCAUAGGAAGGGGAAUUAGAAAGCAGGUUUGCCGGUA